Salvelinus fontinalis (brook trout) is the source of this 3799-nucleotide messenger RNA. RefSeq names its product SRSF protein kinase 1-like. Bases 65 to 2317 code for a protein of 750 amino acids. Lineage: Eukaryota; Metazoa; Chordata; Actinopteri; Salmoniformes; Salmonidae. Gene Ontology annotation, molecular function: protein kinase activity; ATP binding. The record is from RefSeq and is a predicted model, not a curated record. The transcript has 16 exons. Gene Ontology annotation, biological process: regulation of mRNA processing; protein phosphorylation; spliceosomal complex assembly.
UAGUCACGUGACGUCAUCCUGUGUGCUGUUGGCAGAACGAAGAUCUGCGAGCAACCCGGCCAACAUGGAGAGAAAAGUUCUAGCUCUUCAAGCGAGGAAGAAGAGGGCAAAAGCGAAGAAGUCCAGCAAGAAGCAUCCUGCCCACCCUAGGGGGACAGCAGCCCAGCAGCAGCCCCAGCCAGAGGCCUCUCCCCAGGAGCCAGAUGAGCCUGAGGAGAUCCUAGGCUCUGAUGACGAGGAGCAGGAAGACCCCAACGACUACUGCAAAGGUGGCUACCACUAUGUAAAGAUAGGAGACCUGUUCAAUGGGAGGUACCAUGUGAUCAGGAAGCUGGGCUGGGGACACUUCUCCACUGUGUGGCUGGCCUGGGACAUACAGCUGAAGCGGUUUGUGGCUAUGAAGGUUGUGAAGAGUGCAGAGCAUUACACCGAGACAGCCGUGGAUGAGAUCAAACUGCUCAGAUCUGUGAGAAACACGGACCCUGACGAUCCCAAGAGGGAGAUGGUGGUUCAGCUACUGGAUGACUUCAAGAUCUCCGGCGUCAACGGGACUCAUGUGUGCAUGGUGUUUGAGGUGCUAGGGCACCACCUACUGAAGUGGAUCAUCAAGUCCAACUACCAGGGCCUUCCUCUGCCCUGCGUCAAGAGCAUCAUACGCCAGGUUCUUCAAGGCCUGGACUACCUUCACACCAAGUGUGAGAUCAUCCACACUGACAUCAAGCCAGAGAACAUCCUGUUGACGGUGAAUGAGCCCUAUGUGAGGAGGCUGGCCGCGGAGGCUACGGAGUGGCAGAGAGCAGGGGCUCCCCCACCCUCGGGGUCCGCAGUCAGCACAGCGCCAGCUCCAAAAGCAGUGGCCAAAAUGUCCAAGAACAAGAAGAAGAAGUUAAAGAAGAAGCAGAAGCGUCAGGCGGAGCUAUUGGAGAAGUGCAUUCUGGAUCUGGAGGAGAUGGAAAAGGCUCCGGGGAGGGGAGAUGAGGAGGAGGAGGAUGAUGAAGAGGACCCAGAGUCUCCAGUCUCUUCCAAACAGCAGCGGCCAUAUUGUGCUCCUCUCAGACAGGUUUCCUUACAGGAGAUAGCCAGCCAAGACACAACCUCGUACAUUGCGGGUGCGGCGGUGACGCAGUUCGUACCAGAAAGCAUAAUAACUGAGGUAGAGGUGAACUUUAACGGCCUUCAUCCUGAGGAAGAGGAAGAUGAAACAGAGAGGAAGGCACAGUGGAAGGAGGAAGACCAACACAACGGUAACACAGACCCAGCAGAGGAUCACUGUCUUCUUCAGGAGUCAAACCCACAGGAGUCAAUAUUAUCAAACCCACAGGAGUUAAAAAAGGUGUCAAAUGGUCAGGAGUCUCCACCUCCUCAACCCGUGUGUAACGGCCUGGUGUCCCCAGAAACAGAGGAGCCUAAGACCCCAGAGAGUGAGGAGGGGAGUGGAGCACUGCACAGGAAGGUGACUCAGGUAAAGAGAGAAGCAUCUGAGAUGGAGUCAACAAGCUUCAGGGUACGGGAGGAGGAGGAGGAGCUGUCACCGGAGGAGGAGGAACAGAAGAAUCAGGAGGAAGUCACAGAGGAGGCGCAGGAUAGGAGUUGGGAGGAGGAGGAGCAGAACAGGAGUCAUGAGGAGGAGGAGGCCACAGAGAUGCUGGAUAGCAUCCAGUAUGAAGGGGAACAGGAGAGUCUGAAGGAUGGGCCCCUGCUAUGUGGUGGAGCUGUCUACAUGGCUAUAUGUUUAUCUCUAGCGACACAACCAGAAGCCAAACUAGCAGCGGGAAACCUCCUGGUCAACCCCCUGGAGCCACUUAAUGCAGGCAGACUGAAGGUCAAGAUAGCGGACCUGGGGAACGCCUGCUGGGUGCACAAGCACUUUACAGAAGACAUUCAGACGAGACAGUACCGUUCUCUAGAGGUGCUCAUUGGGUCUGGCUACAACACACCAGCUGACAUAUGGAGUACAGCCUGCAUGGCGUUUGAGCUGGCCACUGGGGACUACUUGUUUGAGCCCCAUUCCGGGGAAGAUUACUCCAGGGACGAAGACCAUAUUGCAUUGAUCAUUGAGCUGCUGGGGCAAGUCCCACGCAAACUCAUAACGGCUGGGAAAUAUUCCAAGGAUUUUUUCACCAAGAAAGGUGACCUGAAGCACAUCACCAAGCUGAAGCCAUGGGGGUUACUAGAGGUGCUGCAGGAUAAGUAUGAGUGGCCCAAAGAGGAGACUGAUUGUUUCGCCGACUUCCUCCUCCCCAUGCUGGAGCUGGUACCAGAGAAGAGGGCCACGGCCGCAGACUGCCUGCGCCACCCCUGGAUCGCCCCCCAGUGACAGCCUCCAGUACUGCAAAUCAAAAUACCCUGAUGCCUGUUCAGUAGGCAAACAUUGGAAUGUUGCAGAUAACUGUCAUGACGUGAUUCCCUUUUCUACAUGUCAUAGAGGCAUUAAUGUUUCUAUCAGAACAUUCCAGAACGUUUUGUCCUGCUGAAUGCACCCCCUUGGCCUGUAUUGCCCUCCCCAAUGGAGCCUUCCAACCACUGCAAUGUAAAACCAUGUAGCCAUGUUCAGGAGGAUGUAAAGUUACUGAACCUUCAGAUGUAUGGCGGUGAACAGAGAUACGAUCAUCUGUCAAAUAGAAUAGGGAAUUGGGUCCACUUUAUUCAUUCAAUUUCUAUCUUCAAUGUCACGUUUUUUUUUUUUUUUUUUUUGUCAUUUAGCAGUCACGCUUAUCCAGAGCAACUAAGUGUCUGCUAAAUGAGUGAAAAGUAAAAUGAGCGUUUCAUUUUCCUAAAUACACCCCUGGAUGUAUUCCCUCUAGUGGUCAUCUCUGGUCACUGCGAUGCAAAUUAAACCCCUCACAAGAGACUUGUUGCAACAGAGCACUUUCCAAUUCAACCAUAUCUGAGAUGACUAAUUUAUUUCUGUUUUUUGAUUUGUUUUGUUACAUUGUGUUCUUAUUAUCAUCAAGGAGUGUCUGUAAGCUUUUAUUUGUUUUCUUUGUACUGAUUCUCUUUAAGUAAGCCAGUAGGCAACAUUGGUUUAUGGCAGUCCAGAAUUCUGUGCUCCCGUACACUACUCACUUGUAAGAGGACUUGUCUUUGUAAUUGUUGUUAUUGUGACUCUCUCAUCACCGUUUCGUUUUAUACUUGCACAAGACCUGGAAAAGAUCAAUGAACUGCCCUUCACUUUUGUAGUCCUGUUUCCGUUAAAUAACUUGAUACCACUAGUUUUCUUUCCUCUGAUAAAUGUCAUUGAUGUCUGUCUAUGUUACACCUUCACCCGUAAGGCAUUUGUGUUUUGUAUUAAGCGUACUAUUAGGAAGUUGCACAUAGAGGGCAGAUGAACGGACUCGUAGGCUUCACUCUACUCUCUGACUGAACUAUUUGUAGGUCUUCACCACCCAUAAAUACAAUGGAGGACUGUCUUGCUAUUUUUAGAUCAGCCAGUAAAAACCAUAUUAACUGACAAUGUUCAGAAUCUGUUAUAAUACUAACUUUUCAUAUAUUCACUUUCAGCCAAUGGGAGACUAGUUUUGUGGGUUUAAUUAAGUAAUAUGUUCAUAACACCAGCCGAAAGAAGAGAAAUUGUGAGAAGAUAUAUAAAAUUGUGUGUGUAUAUAUAUAAAUAACUGUACCAAGGAAUUUGCCUUUCUGUAUAUUACAGCCGUGUACAGUUUUUAACAAAUCCUAGUGUGUGGCUGAAAUGGCACCCUUUUCCCUAUGUAGUGCCCUAUGAAAUAGGGUGCCAUUUAGGGUGCACCCUACUAUGUCUGGGUAGUAUUGUGUCAAUAAAGCAUAUGGAAGAAGUGUGCAA